This is a messenger RNA of Panonychus citri (citrus red mite), 6905 nucleotides long. Its product is annotated as probable basic-leucine zipper transcription factor J. The record is from RefSeq and is a predicted model, not a curated record. Gene Ontology annotation, molecular function: protein binding. Lineage: Eukaryota; Metazoa; Arthropoda; Arachnida; Trombidiformes; Tetranychidae. The coding region runs from base 719 to 2794 and encodes 691 amino acids. The transcript has 3 exons.
GUUUCUUCUUAUUUUCAUCCACACAUUUUACUCUUUCUCUAAAUUGUCUCUCUCUCUUUUUUCUUUCUAUUUUGUCUAAAGAAUCUUUUUUCUAACCAUUUAUUCCAUUCUCAUUCAUUUUCACCCUCGUUCGUGUGUGUAUUCAACAAGUAAAGAGAUAAAGAGAGAGAGAGGAAGAAAAAAAAACUAAGCCCAAAAGAAGAAGAAAAAAAAAGAGAAUAAAAUGAGAAAAGAGAGAGAAGAGAAUAAAGUAGAAAGAGAAAAGAAAGAGUAACAUCAUCUUCCAACAGGCAUCAACAGGCAGAUUCUCAGUUCUCUCUCUCUCUCUCUCUCCUUCAAUCGCUCACUAAACUCACUCAUUCACUCUCUCUCUCUCUAUCUUCAUCUUUCCAUUACUUUCUCUCUCCAUCCGAUUCUCCCUCUUCAUUAUCUGUCUUUUAUUCAGUUUUGUCAGUACUUGACAUCAACUUUACAUCAUCAUCACCAUAAUAAUAAUCAUCAUCAUCGACAACAACAACAACAACAACAUCGCCAUCAGAAAACACCAACAGUAUCAACAGCUUUCUUUUCAUAUACAGUCAGUGUAUAUGAAAGUGUUUGUGUUUACCUAAUCAACAACGAAAACCACACAACCACAACAUCAACAAGAAUAACAAACGAACAAUUAAUCAGCGAGAAUAUUAAUAUUUAAUAACAUUCUAGUUAUUUAGUCAACAAUAUGAACCUCAACAAUCACCAUCUUAAUUCAUGUCAAACUCUAACCAUUGACAAUUGUAAUUUUCUACAAUUAAUCGAGAAAGAGGAGAAACGUUUGGAUUUAGAAUGGCAAGAUACUUACCGUGAGAUUAACCGGAUCGAAAGUCUAAUCAACAGUUACACUGCUCUUAAAUUAAAUCUACUUGCCAAAUUGGAUAAUAUUGAGAUUAAGAAAAGUGAAUGUGUCAAGAGAAAGACCAAAUUAAUCGGUGAAAUGUCAUGUCUACCUCUUCCUAUUGAUGAUUUUUCGGCAAUCCAUCGAUUCAACAGUGAUGAUGACCUUCAAAAUUCAAGUUUAUGUUUACGUGAAAAUGGAAGUGAAUCUGGGUCUAAUAGCUUUUCAAUGGACAACAUAGUUGCUGAUCUUUUGCAAACCAUUUCUGAAGGAACCGGAGUUUCUGGUAAUGGUGGUGGUUCAAUUGGCUGUGGUAGCUCAUCAUUGGGCUCAUCAACCGGUAAUGGAACCUAUGAAAGACCUGAAUCUUCAAGUAGUGUAACCUUUUCAUCGGGUUCAUCUGACUAUCCGGCAACCGUAGGACGUAUCUCAUCACCCCAAUCAUCAAUGACCUUAUCUUCAUCAACUAACAACAACAACAACAACAACACUACCGGACUUGAUCAUCAUCACUCAAACCACCACCUCCAUCAAAGGAACCAAAAUUUUAAUCACAACAACAACAUCAACAUCAACAACAACAAUAAUAAUAAUAACCAUCAUCAUUCAGGAAUGAAACCAGUUACAGCUGCUUCAAUUGUAAGCAACAUAUCCGGAAGUAACAGUAACAUCAGCACAAAUAGUAACACCAGUAGCAUCAGCAGUUCGGGAAAAACUAAUAAUAACAACAUCAACAACAACAAUAUCAAUGGUCACCUUAAUAUUAACAACAUUAAUAAUAAUAACAGUUUGGUUAAUAAUAACAACACUGAGAAUGAGGAAUCAAGUUCAACCGGAAGUAAUGGAGCCUCUAGUCAAGUUGUUGGUCCUCCACCUCGGUUUACCUCAAAUCGUAGCUUCAAUACACAUAAAGUGCAAUAUAAUUCCGUCCUUACCCUGGAAACAUCAUCCAAUGGUUAUGUUUACAAGUCACUUAAUGAUGGAACUGUGAUGAGAUAUAAAUUUGGUAAUCCUUCUGAUAAUCAAAUUUUCCCUGGACACAAGGAUAAAGUCAAAGUUUUGGUUCUAGAUUCUAAAUCUCAAUUACUUUACACUGGUUGUGAUGAUGGUAAUGUCCGGUGUUUUAACGCGACCACAGGUCAACUUUGUAACCAAUUCUCCUGUGAUGGUAUAGUUAUCAGUAUUGAUCGAUCGGUUGAUGAGUAUCUAGUUUUCGCCACCAAUAAGGGCUGGAUUUACCUGGUUAACCAUAAUUUUAAACUAAUCUCAUCUCAUCGAACCUUUAAUUGGAUUUUUGCUGUAAAAAAUAUUCUUCACCCAUAUAAAGAUGGUUCUAAAAGAUUAUUGGUCAUCCCAAUGAAACAUAAACCCACCGUGGUCGAAGCCAUGUCGGGUAAAAUUUUACAAGAAAUUGGUACAGCUACAAUUGAGUCUCGACCCUGUCUCCAGGUUAACGGAAGUAUCGCCAUUUUAGCAUCAGUUGUUGAUAAAUCAGAUAACGGUACAUCUCAUAUCAAUGUUUAUGAUUCGGCAAGUAAUUGGAAAUGUAUUCAAUCAAUUAAAAAGGAAGGAUUAAUAUCAUCAAUGUGCACUCAUGGACACGAUCUCUACGUUGGAAUAAAGUUUCCCUCCUAUGGACACGUUCAAUGUUUCAAGUGGUCAAAUCGAUCUCUUUACCUCAAAUGGGUCGCCUGUAUUGCCUACGUGCACACCCUUUCAGUGAUGCCCUCGGAUGUUCACAAUUUAUCCCUGAUGCCCUCUGACAUCGUUCUCAAUGGUGGACCUGAUGGUAACGUUUACAACACCACACCAAAUGCAAAGGGACCAUUUUUCUGUAUGAACAAGAAAUGUGAUUGUAAACUACCUUUUGCUAGAAGAAAGGAUUUAGAUUUUCACUAUUCGAAACUUCAAUCAUCAUCUUAAAUCGCCAACAACAAUCAAAGAAACUCAACACCAUUUCCUCCUCGAAAAUAAACAAUCUCCACGUCCCCCAUUCCUCUUCUUCCGCCACGAAACCACAACUUUAAACCAUGAUGAUUAUACACGUUGAAGAUGAUCAGAAUAUCGGAUUAACGCUUUAUGAGAAUCUUUUUUUUUUGGCAAACAAAUGAAAACUAAGAAUCGAGAGUAACACCAACCACCCCCACAAGAAUUAACCUAAUCCCCUUCGAUGGAUAUUUAAAGCUUGGAAUUUUUUUUUCUAUCAACAAUACAAGAAAACGUAAACACCGUCAAGUUAAUAACGAUGAAAAAGAUCAAGAAGGAAAAGAAACAUAAAAGGAAAACAAGGCAACAACAAUUAACAAAAAUCAACAACAACACAAUCAAGAUGCAAGAGAAUUGACUACAGAAAAUAAAUCAACAACCUCUUUCUCCAAUUGGGAAGUCUUUUUACUCUGUAGAAGACAACAAUUAAAUCAUCAACACACAUGAAAGCACACGAACACACACUCAACAUCUCAUCAGCACAUCAACAGAAUUUUUUGUCACCAACAUUAAUCAAAUCGAUCUAAUUUUUUUAAAUCAACUUUUUGUCCUCAACAAACAAAAGUGUUUAGUAAAAAAAAACACUCAUACAAUCAACACCAGUUGACACCAAACCAAGAAGAGAAAAAAAAUCAAGAAUCAGCAACAACAACAACAAAAAAACACCAACAACAAUCAACAAGAGGAACAACAAACUAAAAACCACAUCAACAUACAAACACUUUCCUAAUUUCCUAUUUCCUUUUCCUUUCCUCCAUUUUUGCAAAUUCACAUGCAAAAACCACUUAGGUGAACACCUUCCUCUCUCUCUCUCUCAUGCUAUUUUUGUUCCAUUUUUUUCUCUCUCUUCUAUCAUCAUUGUAAUUACGAUGAUCCUUAACUGAUGAUUGCAUAUUUACAUAAUAUCUAAAUAUGCAAAUAAGUUAUCCCUCAUUCUGUUGAUCCAUCAGCUUAAACUGUUUGUCUCAUUCUGGUAGACAGAUUAUCCUGAUUAAUCAUGAUCUAUCUGGAUGAUAACUUUAAUUGCUGAUCGUUCCUAGAAAUACAACAUUAACCCAAUCACCAUCAAGCCUAGACGAUUGAUUAUCUUCAUAUAUUUUAAAAUCAUUUAUUUUCUCCAUUCAUAUAAUUAGUUAACCAAUUGACCAACUUUUUGAUUCAUGAAACUUUUUUUUUCCUCGUCUUUGUCUCUCCCAAUUGUCACCUAGAUUGAGAGAUACAUCAAGUGAUCAUAAGCCAAGGCUGAUGUGUGAUAACAAAAACCUAUUACUUUUUUUGCAUUAUCAUCUUCAUCUUCAUCACUUUCAUCAUCUUUCUUAUCAUCAUCAUCAACCUAAAUCAUUUUCCUGCUGCAAUUUGAUUUAACUAAUCAAUCAAUCAACUAACCAAAAAAAAAACGCUAAACAAUUUGUGUCCUUAAACAAGCAAGAAGAAAUCACUUUAAGAAAAAAUCACAAUCGAUGAGAUUGAGGCUUGUCCAAGUUAAUUGUGAUUCCCGUUAACAAUUAAUUUUAAUCAUAAAACUCUAGAUGAUAUUUUUUGCCUCCUUCCUGAUUCCCUGUUACUCUGAUUGUCCACUUCCUUGAUUUUUACCCACAAAAAGAAACCUGUGACCUAAACUGUAACAAUCAACAUCAUCAUUACCUGUAAACAAUGAUGAUUUAAUUGUUUAUACUCAUCUCAACAAUUUGUAACAACAAUUAAGCAUUUUUUUUGUCAUAUUCAAGUUAUAUCAUUUUAUAUAUUGUAUCUUGUGCAUUUUGUUUUUUUUUCAUAAGUUAUAAUGCUUACCCUUUUUUGGCUGUACAACAAUUAACUCGUAAUUAACGUUAAUUGUUAUUUCUCGUCUAUUUCACCCAGAGUGAGAUUUAACAUUCAACAUUAAUCAAUUAAUUGUUUACCAAAAUCUGUUUUAAUUGUGAUUAUCAAACUUAUCAAACACCAGUUACUGUAAACUAUUAUUAUUAAUGGUACCAAUUACUUCAGUUAAUUGUUGAUUAAUUGUAGUUAUUUGUGAUACUCUAAUUGUUCUCACUUUUUACUUUUAAUUAUCUUAAGUCUUUCUCUCUCUAUGAUUUAUAUCCUUUUCUUUUUUUCUCAUUAAUCAUCUUAUCAUCAUCUUAAUUGUUGAUGAUUCUUUUUAAUUGUAACCUUUGUGGAAUCAUUUUUUUCCUCUUUACCCUUUUUCCAAUGAUAUCUUUUCAAUUCUCUGGUGAAAAUUAAUUGCUGUUGAUUAAUUUCCGGUUAAUUGAGAAAAAGAAACUUUUUUUUUCUAUCAACUAUUAACUAUCAACAAAGAUAAAAAAAAAUAAUUUAAUUGUAAAUGUAAACAUGAAAACGAAAGUGAUUGAUUUUGUUAGAUUGUUGUAAUUUAACUACAAUCAUUUUUAAUUGUCUUUUUGAUUCUGACUUUUUGUUUUUGUCAUACUAAUUAAUUGUAAUCAUCAUUGAUCAUCCCAGUGUAAAUCAAAUCUAAUAUAUUGUUUAUCCUCUAUCAUUAAUUGUUAACAAUCAAACUCAUACAAAUUUCAUCGUAGUGAUUAACUUUGUCAAAUUUACCGUUACUUUUGUUGUUAAUUUAAAUUUGACAACAAUCACAGAUGACAAUUUAAUUUAAAUCAGUAUAAUGAUGAUAAAAAAAUUUUUUGUUAACGUUAUUGAUUGUAAUCAAAUUGUGAUUCCAAUCAAAUUGACAAUUAACUUUGCUCUCCAUCAACAUCACUCUGGUCCUCCAAUCGCAAUUAUAAUUAACCACAAAACUAAAUUGACCAUUUGGACAUCGCACACGUUAAUUAAUUCAAAUUGUUCAUGUUUAACAAUCAAUCCACAAUUGGUGACACUUAAUCACAACAAUCAAAACAAUCAAUUGAUUACAAUUUAAAAGUGAAAGCCAUUCCCAUUCAAUUGGAUUAACCUUUUGAGAAUCCAAUCUCUUUUUUCAAAUGAUCAACAAUUUAACAACAAUUGAUUAACCUAAACAGUUAAUUCAUAUUCACAAUGAAGACAGAAAAUCAAAUGUUGUCCAAAAACAGAUCAAAUUAACUACUAAUUGUUGUUACAUUUGUGAUCUGUUGUUUUUGCUUUUGUUUCUACAAUUAAAUUAAUCAACACAAUCAGUUGAUUAAAACUCUUAUUAUUCAACAAUCAAAGGAUUUUGGAACCAAGGAAAAUCAUAAAUCAACCAAACUCAUCGAAUCGUAAUUUUUUUCCUCUCGAAAUUGUGAUUAACUAAUUGGAGAAAGUUUUUUUUUCGUUCGAAUCGAAUCCAAGUCAACAAGAGAAGAAGAUAUUUUGUCAUAAACAACAUAAUUACCAAAUCAUCAUCAAGAUCACCAAUUAAUUAACUGGAGUCGAUUUUUUUUUCUUCACAAUCAAUUGGACGACUGGUGAUGGAAUCAAUUUAAUCAACACAAUUAAAUCCCAAUCAAGACAUGUUACAAUCAAUGUGGAUCAACCUCAUCAUUAGAUUAACCUUUUAACUCUACAAUUUAGAGACUUAAUCACCAACAAGAACUGAAAAAAUGGUUUCUAGUGAUUAACUUAAAACAAUUAACUAAUUACGAUUAAUUUUUCUCGUCACAUUCAUUUGCAUUUUUUGCUCUUUCGCUUGGUUUCUAUUAGAUGAUUUUAUCGCCUCCAUCUUCAUCAUCACCUCUCUCCUCUCUCUCUCUCUCUCUCUCUUUAUCUCAAUUUUAUAUAAUUAAUUAAUUCUUGCUAAUUUAUUAAUUACUUUCUCUCUCUCUCAACUUUGACCUAAUUUUUUUGCGCUUCAAGUCGACAACAAUCAACAACUUUUUUCUUCUCCCCAUUAACUUAUCAUCUUUAUCUAUUUUAAUUUACUAUUAUCACUUUAUUAUUAAUUAUUAUUAUUUACUAUUGAUUUUAUUGAAAAUAUUUAAGAGAAGAACCUUAAUGUUCAUCCCCCUCUUCCCUCACCACACCCUUUCACCCCCACUUCCUCAAUCUUCAUCUUAUUGCUUUUCAAGUUACCAUUUUUUUUGUCUCUAUUUGGAUUAAUUCAAAAAAAAAUCUUUAUUUUCAAUUAUAA